Molecule: messenger RNA, 1716 nt
Organism: Candida dubliniensis CD36
Lineage: Eukaryota; Fungi; Ascomycota; Pichiomycetes; Serinales; Debaryomycetaceae
Exons: 1
Coding region: 1-1716 (571 amino acids)
Source: RefSeq, a predicted model, not a curated record
AUGACUGAGAAAACUUCACCAGUCAAUGAACCGACACCACCACUUAUUCUGAGUUUAACAGAUCUCCCUGACGAUAUCUUAAACAAAAUCAUUGAUUAUUUGUACAUUGAUCAUGUGCCUCCAUUGUCUGACAAUAAUAGCAAAUCAUUAAUUGGUUUCCCCAAAUAUUUCUAUAUUUUGAACCAUAAUAGAAUGGGGCCUGUUUAUAAAGACGUUUUGGCAUUAUCUUCUACAUGUACAUUUUUGCGUAAAAAGUUAGCUCCAAUACUAUUUCAAUCAUUGAGUUUAGUUCGAACAAAUCAGGUUGAUGCCGUGUUGGCAACUCCGAAAUCACAGGAAAUGUUUAGCAAUACCAAAGCAAUCCAACACCAUUUUGUGAAUGAAUUGAUUGUUAGUAAUAUCGAACUUUGUGAAAAGGCAGAUUUAACUGGAGCCAAUGAUAAAUUAUUCAAAUCUAGAUAUGAAAACAGCUUAAUGAUGACAAAUUUUAUAAGUUAUUUGGAAUGUGACAAUUCAUUCUUAAAUGGAGGAAGAAUAAGUUUGUUCCCGAACUUAAAAGCUUUGAAAGUGUUAGAUAUCGGAGAAAGCAAGACUCUUGUUGGUAGUUUUGAAUCUGCCAAUCUUCGUUAUUUAGCAAUCAAUAUCCAUACUUUAAUCAAUUCACCGCAGUUAUUAAAAAUUGUUUCUAAAUUGAACCGAUUAGACUUGUUUCUUGAUUAUGGGAAUCUUCCAUCUCAAGUAGGGAUUCUUCCACUCAUUGAACAAUUUAAAAUUCCGUCACAAUUAACUGAGUUGGUGUUAUUGUUAAAUAACUCUUUUACAAUAGCAUAUUUGGAUACAAUAAAACUAUUGGAAAACAUUUCUGAAAAUGCCUUGAAUUUUGCUAAACUUACAAUCAGAAGCAAACGAAGGAAAAGUGAAUCGACAGUUGAUCAAAGUAAAUGGGAGUUGUAUCAAGGCUAUGUUGGUGAAAAAUUGUUAAAAAUCUGUAAGAAAUUGACUGAUUUGGUUGUUGAUAUUUCUAUAUUGGAUGUCAUAAAGUUUGAUCCAGAAACAUAUACUUCACCGGUAUUGCAUAAUGAUCAUUUGGUGGCUGAAAAACGAAUCACCUUAGUUGAUCAGGCAGUAGUGGGACCCAAUAUUGCAUCCACUACCCGUGAAAAGGCUGGCGUUAUUAUUCGUCAUUGUCAAUUUACCAAUCUAUUCUUCCAAUAUGGCGAAUCAAUAGAAGAAUCACAUAUACAUGUCUUGAAAUUAUUAACAGACUUUGUGGGAUGGUUGAGUAGUGGCCAUUUAGACCGGAAUCUCAAUUACUUAGGAAUUAAAAGAAUUUCUUUGGAAAAGUGCUGGUCAAUGACAGAUGAUUCAUUAGUUCGUGAUAUGAUUGGUGGUUUGAUCAACUCCACAUUAAAAAGUGAUUUGUGUACUUUACAAAAAGUGUAUCCUUGGACAACGACGAUUUAUAAUUCUCCAAGAUAUAAAGAUAUUGAUAGUUACUAUGUUAAUUAUGUCAAGGAGACUGGAGCACCUAUUAUUGACUCACGUGGAUAUUUUAUAGGUGUAUCAGACCAGAUUGCUGAUAGACCCGUGUUUACUACAGUAGAUAAACAAGGAGGAAUUCAAACCAUCAAUAUGGAGUUUUGGAGUGGUGAAUGUUCAUUAUUAGAUUUUGAACAAUACUCGAUCCGACAGAGACGAAGUUUAUUAUGGGGGUAA